AUGUCGCUUUUGAGCAAGGGAAGCCCACGUCCAGCUAAAUCUUCCAAGCCGCGCUUGUACACGGCAAGAUUUGAUCCCUACAGUGCUGGAAUACGUUUCCUUCUGAACAAAAAAGGGGUCGAUUACGACUUUGUCUACAUCAAUAUGCAAGACAAACCAGAAUGGCUGGCAGAUAUUAAUCCUGCAGGUCAGAUUCCUAUAAUGGAAAUUGGUGAUGAAAUUGUCUGCGAAACGAUUGUGAUUUAUGAUUACUUAGAGGAUAAGUUUCCUCAGGUCAAAACUCAGCCAACAGAUCCUUACUUAAAAGCCAAAGAUAAAAUUUUUAUAGAUCAUACUAAAGAAUAUUUAACCGGCAAGAUAACUUCGAUGGUUAAAAAUCCAACACAAGAAAAUAUUGAGUAUGUCUGCAGUGUCUUGAAAUCGAUCAAUAAGAUCAUGGGCGAACGAGGAACUGAUUUCCUCGGUGGUACCAGCCCAAAUUUCGUUGAUUACUAUCUAUGGGGAUGGGUAGAAUUACUUUCUGCCUUGAAAGCCGCUCAUGAAUUAUCAUUCGAAUUGGAUAAAGACGAGUAUAAGCAUUAUUGGGCAUGGGUAAUGAAAAUGGACAAGGACCAACACAUCAAUAAUGAUCGUGAGACUCAUAAGCUGAAUCUAAAGUGUCGGACAGCAUUCUUUAAAUCUGUAAUUAACGGAUCACCCGAUGUAAAUGCUGGAUUAUAG
Trichoplax adhaerens is the source of this 720-nucleotide messenger RNA. RefSeq lists its product as uncharacterized. The transcript has a single exon. Gene Ontology annotation, cellular component: cytoplasm. Gene Ontology annotation, molecular function: glutathione dehydrogenase (ascorbate) activity; glutathione transferase activity. The coding region runs from base 1 to 720 and encodes 239 amino acids. The record is from RefSeq and is a predicted model, not a curated record. NCBI's taxonomy places the organism in Eukaryota, Metazoa, Placozoa, Uniplacotomia, Trichoplacea, Trichoplacidae. Gene Ontology annotation, biological process: glutathione metabolic process.